AUGGAGAGAAAGUUAUAUAGCCAUCUUCAACCAUUUAUCUCAUUAUACCAGAAUGAGACGUUUACCAUUUCUUCUCAACCGCUGCUUAACAACAGGAACUUGAGGAAGAGUGUUUUUAAGAAGUCUGGAGUUUGUGAAACUUUAGAUGAGAUUGAUUUCCAUAUGUCUACUUCUGCCAAAUAUCUGCUCAUCUCAGCCUUUCUUGCUUCACGGAAUCCAGCAACCCUUGAUGCCUCACUCUUUGAUUCAACAGGAGGAACUGACAAUCGGAAAAAAAAGCGAAAGGUUUCUGAAAAAUCAAUUGACCAGAAGGAAGCAAAAGAACAAGAAAUACUCAUGAAAGGACCUGGAACUUUUCCGCUAGAGAGGCUGUUGGCCAUACAUCAAUGCAUCGCAUCAGUUGGAGAAUAUUCACUUGAUAAUGAAGAACUACAAAAUGAUGGAUUGGGAGCUGAUGGUUCUGAUAGUGGAUCAAUGUGCGACAUUCUCUUGCAACUAUCCAGUCUAUGUAAUGCCAAUUUUAUUACCAAAGGUGGAAGCUGCCCACUGGAAGGCUCAACACGGUAUCGAUCCAUAGUGUCUGAAGAUAUAGUUUUGAAGGUUGCUAGGAGUCUGAAAUUCCCCUUGUCAAGAUACUUGUACAGAAGAUAG
This is a messenger RNA of Salvia splendens (bonfire salvia), 651 nucleotides long. RefSeq names its product origin of replication complex subunit 5. The transcript has 3 exons. Gene Ontology annotation, biological process: DNA replication initiation; DNA replication. Gene Ontology annotation, molecular function: DNA replication origin binding. Lineage: Eukaryota; Viridiplantae; Streptophyta; Magnoliopsida; Lamiales; Lamiaceae. Gene Ontology annotation, cellular component: nucleus; nuclear origin of replication recognition complex. Bases 1 to 651 code for a protein of 216 amino acids. The record is from RefSeq and is a predicted model, not a curated record.